Molecule: messenger RNA, 647 nt
Organism: Paramecium octaurelia
Lineage: Eukaryota; Ciliophora; Oligohymenophorea; Peniculida; Parameciidae
Source: the annotation of a GenBank genome assembly
AUGUUUUUUCAAAAAUAAAUUAUCUAUUUUUCCAACAUCAUCACGGGAUUAUUGGCUCUGUGUGUGUGUAAAUUUUUAAAAUAACAAAGGAAGUAAUUACAAGCAGAAAUAAAUAAAUUAUCUUUAAGUAGUUAAUUAUAGCAAGAAUUCUAUAAAUAUAAGACAGCCAUAACGAUCUCUUCGAUUAGCUGAUUAUUGAAAGUGUUAUCUAGUCGAUUCUUCCAAUAUUAUAUUGUACAAAUUAAAUUAAAGAAAUUUCUCUAACUUUUGUAUAUUAUAAACCUGACCAAUUCCUUUUCUCUAAGUCUUUUAUUAUAGUAGAGAAUUACAAUAAGCCUUUCAAAGUAGAUCAGUACCUUAAACACUGCAGAUGAAUUAAAACAAUAAUAAAUAGUAAAACUAUAAAUCACCAAUACUUUUAACAUAGCAGAACAAGAAAAAGUGACAGAAACAAAAAUGGUGAGAAAUAUAGGUUAUCCAUUUAAAAUUUGGCCGAUUUGGUAUAUGAGGUUGUAUAAUCUUUAGUCCUGAAUUUCAUAUAAUAUCCAUCUUAACACUCACAAAUUAGUUGAUGACCCUGCUAUAAGUUUUUCUUUUGGGAUGAAAUUUAGUUUCCUUAAUUUGUGAGACUAAUUAGGAAUCCAUGC